CAGAUCAGCAAGUUUUACUGGGUGGCAACCUUCGGCUUAAGACUGCAACUGAGUAGCAAUUGGAAACCUGGUUACAAUUUAAAAUCCCUCCACACACUCGAAAUGAGCUUAGAACAGCAACCAAAUCCCCGGAAUCCCCAUGGUCUUGGUGAUCCAAGUGACACAUCGUUGCGCAAUGUGGAGCGAGAAGUGCUGAUACCCAAGAUAAUGAGGGAUCGUGCCCGCGCCGAGUUCUGCUCCAAGGAAGUGGCCGACUUUGAGGAAUGCUGCAAAGCGAGCAGCGUAUUCAUGGUUGCCACCUGUCGCAAACAAAACUCCGCUCUCAGGGAUUGUCUAACGCAUUGGUAUCAAAACGAAGCCUUCAAAGAGGAAUGCAGGGCUAUAUAUCUACAGGAACGAUCGGAAUACCGCAGCACGGGCAUACCCAAAAAGCAUCGAGUGGAGAAAAUUUAGUUUAGUCGUAUAAAUAUUAUUGUUUUUGUUUACUUUGCACAAAAGAUGUGUAGUUAAAUCG
This is a messenger RNA of Drosophila innubila, 514 nucleotides long. Its product is annotated as COX assembly mitochondrial protein homolog. The transcript has 2 exons. Bases 103 to 453 code for a protein of 116 amino acids. Gene Ontology annotation, cellular component: mitochondrion. Lineage: Eukaryota; Metazoa; Arthropoda; Insecta; Diptera; Drosophilidae. The record is from RefSeq and is a predicted model, not a curated record.